Molecule: messenger RNA, 1518 nt
Organism: Xylaria bambusicola
Lineage: Eukaryota; Fungi; Ascomycota; Sordariomycetes; Xylariales; Xylariaceae
Product: Dihydropteroate synthase
Exons: 2
Coding region: 1-1518 (505 amino acids)
Biological process (GO): tetrahydrofolate biosynthetic process
Cellular component (GO): mitochondrial envelope
Molecular function (GO): dihydropteroate synthase activity; 2-amino-4-hydroxy-6-hydroxymethyldihydropteridine diphosphokinase activity
Source: RefSeq, a predicted model, not a curated record
AUGGACCAAACAUUAGUGAAUGAGCUUAAAUCUCAACCGAGGGAUGAGUUACUGUUUCGUAAGGGCGAGGCAGGCGUAGGGCUCCCCAAAUUGCGGACCGCUUAUAUCGCACUGGGGAGCAAUCUCGGCGAUCGCGUGGCCAUGAUCGAGCAGGCGUGUAAGGAAAUGGAUAUGCGCGGCAUCAAGGUGAAGCGGACAAGCAGCUUGUGGGAGACCGAACCUAUGUAUGUGCUUGAUCAAGAGAGGUUUGUCAAUGGAGCCUGCGAAGUAGAAACAGAGCUAGAGCCCUUAUCUCUUCUGGAUGCUCUGCAAGACAUAGAAAAAUCUAUGGGACGACGGAAGAUCAUAGAUAAGGGGCCGCGCAACAUCGAUUUAGACAUUCUCCUAUAUGAGAACGAGACCGUGGCUCAUUCCCGGUUGCAGAUCCCCCAUCCUCUAAUCGCCGAACGCGAGUUCGUGCUCCGGCCCCUAGCAGAGCUGAUCCCGCAUCGCCCUCUUGACUCCAAUCGCCCCUGGAAGUUAAUCCAGGACUACUUGAACGAGCUACCUCUUCCCGCGAAUGGAAGCACUGAGCCCCUAUCAACUCUUACGCCGCUACGUGUGUCCGUAACCCCUCUUAAUGCGCUACGUUCUACAAGGCAAACCCAAGUCAUGGCCAUCCUCAACGUGACGCCAGACUCGUUCAGUGAUGGCGGUGUGCAUCUUCCCCAGUCGGAGGUCAACCCUGACAGUGGCCUAUCUUCAUCGUCCCUACCCUCUCCUGAAUACCUCGCACGUUUACGGUCAGCAAUCCAGCACUUCAUCGCUAGCGGCGCGACAUUAAUCGACGUUGGGGGCCAGUCAACCGCUCCAGGGGCACCCGAAGUCAGUGUGACCGAGGAACUCGGCCGCGUGCUUCCCGCUAUCUCCCUAAUUCGCAGCAUACCCGAGGCAGCACAUGUGUCGAUAAGCGUGGACACGUACCGAGCUGCCGUUGCCGAAGCUGCAGUAGCCGCAGGUGCUGAUAUCGUGAACGACGUAUCAGCAGGCCUUCUCGAUGAGGAAAUGCUAUCAACUGCUGCUCGCCUAGGCUGCACCGUGUGUCUGAUGCACAUGCGCGGCACACCAGCGACGAUGAGUCGUCUGAACGAAUACCCAGAUGGACUCAUCCCCACGCUUGCGGAAGAGCUCCGUGCUCGCGUCAAGGCAGCCGAGGAAGCCGGCAUCCGCCGUUGGCGCAUCAUCCUGGAUCCCGGUAUGGGCUUCGCCAAGGUUGGCAACCAGAAUCUCGAGAUCCUGCGGCACAUGCCCGAACUACGGCGAUGGCCUGGCCUAGAGGGUCUCCCCUGGCUGCUGGGUUCGAGCCGUAAGAGUUUCGUCGGCAAAAUCACCGGUGUACCGAACCCCGGGGACCGUGUCUUCGGAACUGCGGCCACCGUCACGGCCGCGGUGCAAGGCGGCGCAGACAUCGUGCGCGUUCACGACGUUCUCGAGAUGGCGCAAGUCGUGCUGAUGGCAGAUGCUAUUUACCGCCAUUGA